AUUAGAAAUUGACUUUGAUGCGUGACGUUUUUGCUGGCUGCUCUUAGGAUGGCUGCGGAAUCUAGAAACAUUCAGGCAUGUAAUGCAAGAUCCCAAGAAAGGUAACUGAAUGAUAAAUGACGCAAAGUCUGCUAGCUAUAGCCCUGCUUCAUCCUUUACGUCCUAAACUAAGUUUGAUCUUCGUUACUCCAUCAAGGCAGGGCGCAGUCAUCGUUCAUUGUGUGAAUUCCUCGGUAGAGAACUUCCUUAUCGGGCCAAGCAGAUCCAUGGAAUCGGUUGCUAUAUAGAAGGGAUAAGACUGUAGGCUGAUAUGCUCACUUGAUAGUUCUCGAAUCUAGAUCAGGGUCUCGAUUCCAUUCCAAGCCGCUCUUGAGUUAGGAUUUGAGUUUGCCAUUGCCAGUGGACGCCUAUUAGGAUCAAUUACCAUGGCUGUUCAGCGCGCUGUCAUUGUCCGAGAGCGCGGUCAAGUUACUUUGGCCGAUGAUGUGCCGAUACCCGCCUUGCCUGAUGAGUAUAUCCUGGUUAAGACACAAGCAGUGGCUUUGAACCCAACGGACUGGAAGCAUGUUGACUUCGACACCUGCACAGGAACCAUCGUCGGCUGUGACUACGCCGGCGUCGUGGAAACUAUCGGACCACGAGUCAGGAAGCCUUGGAAGAAAGGGGACCGCGUGGCCGGCUUUGUGCACGGGUGUAACGUGAAGCAGACUCAGGGAGGUGCAUUUGCGCAGUAUGUCAUCGCGAAAGGGGACAUACAAUUCAGGGUGCCGGAAUGGAUGAGCAUUGACGGAGCCGCUUGCUUGGGUGUUGGCAUGAUGACUAUCGGCCAAAAUCUGUAUCAGUCCAUGCAGCUCCCUGGCCCUGGAAUGGCAUGUGAUAAUGAGAUCGCGGAUAUGCAGAGAGACGAAAAGGGUAAUAAUGAGGAUAUCCCUAGCAUCCUGAUCUAUGGUGGUGCAACGUCAACAGGUUCUCUCGCGAUCCAAUUUGCAAAGCUAUCGGGGCUGCGCGUCGUCACAACGUGCUCAGAAGUUAGUCGUGCCUGGAUGCAUGAACUGGGUGCGGAUGCCGUCUUUGACUAUCACGAUCCUCACGUAGGUGACCGGAUCCGUGAGUUUACCGAUGAUACCCUCGAGCUAGCUUUCGAUACAAUCUCCACUAACCAAACGGCUGCUAUCUGUGCCGCUGCCAUUUCAUCCUCCGGGGGCUGUUACAAUGCACUGCUAGACGUACGCUGCCCGCGAGGCGAUGUCGAUACGCAUGUUUCCAUGGCAUACGAUAUGAUUGGAGAGCCAUAUGUGAUGGGAGGCAAAGAAGUCCAGGCCCAGCCGGAAAAUCUCUCAUUUGGAGCGCAAUGGGCGAAUACCGUCGAAGCCCUUUUGCAGAGCCGUCAGGUCACAUCCCAACGGUUCCAGGUCAAGCCAGGAGGCCUAGCCGGGAUUGCUUCGGGGUUGGAUUGGCUGCGGCAAGGCAAAGUGCGAGCCUCAAAGCUGGUGUAUAAGGUCGAUGAAACUGCUUGA
Aspergillus eucalypticola CBS 122712 is the source of this 1517-nucleotide messenger RNA. Its product is annotated as zinc-binding alcohol dehydrogenase family protein. Gene Ontology annotation, molecular function: oxidoreductase activity, acting on NAD(P)H. The record is from RefSeq and is a predicted model, not a curated record. NCBI's taxonomy places the organism in Eukaryota, Fungi, Ascomycota, Eurotiomycetes, Eurotiales, Aspergillaceae. The transcript has 2 exons. The coding region runs from base 426 to 1517 and encodes 363 amino acids.